Molecule: messenger RNA, 2150 nt
Organism: Mytilus californianus (California mussel)
Lineage: Eukaryota; Metazoa; Mollusca; Bivalvia; Mytilida; Mytilidae
Product: copper transport protein ATOX1-like
Exons: 4
Coding region: 89-298 (69 amino acids)
Biological process (GO): copper ion transport
Cellular component (GO): cytosol
Molecular function (GO): metal ion binding; copper chaperone activity
Source: RefSeq, a predicted model, not a curated record
CUUUUCCUGCCGAUAACAAUUUCCUGUUAACAAUCCGGUGACAUAAAAAAAUAUUGUUGAUUUUUAAGUUUCUGAUUAGAUUCUGAAAAUGUCUCAGACUUACGAAUUUAAUAUGGAAAUGACAUGUGAAGGUUGUGCUAAUGCUGCUAAAAGAGUGCUUGGAAAACAGGGUGAUAAAGUGACUGAAGUGGUUACUGAUGUUCCAACGAAAACAGUGACAGUGACAUCUACACUGUCAGCUGAUGAAGUAUUGGAAGUGUUGAAGAAAACAAAUAUUGCAGUGUCACUCAAAGGUUAAAAUGGUUAAGUUUAAAUGUUUAAGAGUGUUGAAGAUAAUGGUGGUUAGGUGCUAUGGAUACAAAAAAAAAAACCCGGUAUUUUAUUUAUUCCAGACAUGAAUAAAUACAAUAUUUAAUUUUAUUACACUAGGUUGCACAUUGUACAUCCAAUUAUCAUUACAUAUACAUAUAUAUUACCUACAUGUAUUUUAAUUAGCCUUCAUGUAAAGAUACACAUUCUAGUACCAUGAGUACUGUAAUUUCAGAAAUUUAGGAAUUAUUAAAAUUGUGUUUUAACGAAGAGGGUCGUAUAAAAAUUUAUGCGAAGUUUUACUUAUGAAUAAAAUGAGAUAAAGGUAGUUUGAGGUUUUUUUGUUUUUUUUUAAAUUUCAAUUGAUUUCUUCAAUGUUAAGCUAAAAAAAUUAUAGAGUUUCAAGAAAUGAAAAAAUAAUGUAAAAUGACAUAUUUUUUUGCUUAUUUAAAUAACCAUCACUGGUCAGACAUUUUUUCUGGCAUAUAAAAAAAAAUACAUGCAUUCUUCUAGCUGCUAUCACUGAAAUAGAUUUUACUGCCUCUUGUCACAUUAUGAACAUGUACCAGCAUAUUUCAAUAGAAAAAAAUAAGACCAAACGUUCUUAUAGGUAAACAAAUUUUUGUAAUUUUUUUAGAAAUUUUGAAAUCAUGUCUAAAAUCACUGUUGUACAAUAUCUUAUCAAAUGUACUGCAUAGCAUGGACUAUCUAUUGAUUGGCUACUAAAAUAUUUUCUUGACUACUUGUUGGCUAGUUACAGGUAUUGGUUAUUGAUUUUGCAUUACGAUGCUAUUGCUAAUUUUUACAGAUUCACAAAUAACACAUGAAAAAGUUUUGGUUAAAAAGUGAGCAUUUAUAUAUGUUAAGCAAUGUGUAUUUAGAAAUAAAAAAAAAUCUCAACAAGGUUUUGUUUCAAAUGCUAUUGUCAUGAUUGUAAUAACUUUAAUAAAAUACUGAUUGUUUUAAUUUGUUGAGUUAAUUAACUCAGAAGUAUUUUAAAAUUAGUGACAUACUAAUUAUACUGAAAAAUGUAAAUGUUUUUUUUUUAGGUUGAAACAAUUAUAUUAUGUACUAUAAAAUGCUUUAUUUGAAAUUUUCGUGGAAAACAUUACAAAAUGUAUUUUUUAAGUCAGUUGUAGAUAAGUAAUGAAACCAUAUAAUGAUGUAAUAAGAUUUAUAUUUUGUCAUAUAAUUGCUGAGCAAUGUAUCAAGUGUUUUCUAUUAUUGUUUAUGGAGUGAUGUUUGUCAUGUACUAGUAUUCUCAUAAACAUUUUUCUGAAAGAACAUUUUAUAAUCUAAAUAAUUCUUUACAAAUCAUUUAAAUAUUUGAUACAAUAUUAGUGAGUGGGUAUUGCUUAUUUACUUCAUUUAAGCAUUAGAAAAAUUCUGUAAACCUUGAUACUUUCACAAGGGAGUUAUAAUUUUGUGAGUAAGCAAACUGUUCAAAAUAUCCCCUUGGCAAAUAGAUGGUGUGAAGUGUGCACUUUUCAUUCGAUGAACUAAAUUUUUAACCAAUCAUGAAAUGGUUCUGCAUGGAAGCCGCUAAAAAUAACAACCACUAAAAAUAUCCAUAUUUAGAUUAAAGCAGGUUGUUACUUUUUCCUGUUCUCUCCAGACUUUUGAGACUCAAUUAUUCCAAUGAUAACUUUAAACAUUUGUCUAUGACUUUGACAAACAUGAAAUGCUUGCUGAUAUGUUCUUUAAUCUGUACAUUAUUUUGUAAUUGUAUCAUUUUUAGUCGUGAUCUGAAGAAACUUUUCAAAUUUAUUGAAUAUAUUGGUGGUUAUUUUGUUCAUACUAUGUAUUAAAUUGGGCAAAAAAUAAAUUGUUUUAUUACCAAA